Salmo salar (Atlantic salmon) is the source of this 609-nucleotide messenger RNA. The record is from RefSeq and is a predicted model, not a curated record. NCBI's taxonomy places the organism in Eukaryota, Metazoa, Chordata, Actinopteri, Salmoniformes, Salmonidae.
AUGGCGACAAUUUUCAUCGAGGAGACAAAGACUUGCCAGGCUUGCACCUGGGGGGUAGCCUACGAGGUCAGCGACUCCCAAAUGGAGGAGUCUCUGCAGUAUCUGAAUGUGAGAGAGGCUGUGCUGGGGGGCUACGUCACCAAGAUGGUGGAGUUCACUCCCAGAGAGAAGUGCCAAGGGUCUUUGCUUGCCCUGGUCUACAUCGCCACCUCUGACAACCCCAUAUACCUUGGGCCUGCCACUCCCACAGAGAUAGCUGCUCAGAUUGCCAUCUGCAGAGGCAACACGGGCCACAACAUAGAGUACCUCCUUCGCCUGGCUGAGUUCAUGAGGCUGUACUGUCCCGAGGUAGAGGAUGACCAUCUCUUCUCCAUAGAGGCAGCCGCGCUGGCUCUGGUCAUCUGAACUACCAGGGCCAGGGAUACUCACAUCAGACCAACGAUACGACCACUCAAUGCUACGACACGCAUACUUGUUAAUAUGAUCAAUGUGAAGAGAGUGCGAGUCACUACGCCUCAUAAAAAGGGUCAACAUGUCAUGAUCACUAGCGGUUCUGGGGGGCAGGGGGGGCCAUUGCCCCUGUGACAACAAUUUUGGACCCCCUUGUGC